CUGUCAGUGCCUUUGUUGGGAUUCUGCCCCACAUUUUGGAGCUGCCAGUGUUACAUUAACUAUGGGAUAUCACCGCUCAAACAGACCAUUUACAUUCAAUAAAUGAUACAGCCUAUGGACAAUAAUCGCACUCGUACAUCAUAUCACUUACGUCGAAAAUUAUCGUAGGGUGACAUGUAGAAAUUUUGUCGAUUACAUAUCAGUUAACUCAUCGGGACACUGUUGGCAACAGGUCUAUACAUUGACCAUGUCUUUUGACUUUUCGGGCAAGUCGGUUUUGGUAACAGGAGCAACUCGUGGUAUCGGUCUCGGACUAACUCGAGCUCUUGUGAAAUAUGGAGGGACAGUAUAUGCACUUGGUAGUAACAAAGAGCUGCUCGAUGCUCUCAUUGAAGAAUAUGGAGAUCGCGUUAUUUCGGUGCAUGUGAACCUGGUCGAUUGGGGCGCCACCAGAGCCGCUCUUGAGCAGCUUCCACCGAUGAACGGACUUGUGAACAACGCUGGGGUUUCAUAUGCAUGGGUUCCAUCACUGGACGCUCCGAAGGAUAUCAUUGAUAAAACACUUUCAGUCAACCUUAUGGCCCAGAUAAACGUUACGCAGGUGAUCGGGAAGAAAAUGGUUGAAGCAGGAAAUGGUGGAUCGAUUGUGAAUGUUUCAAGUAUCAACGGAAUAAAACCAAUGCGAGAGUGCAUGGCCUACAAUCUAUCGAAGGCUGCGCUUGAUAUGAUGACCAAGCAGUUUGCCUUGGAGUUAGGGCCAAAUAAAAUACGAGUAAAUUCUGUCAACCCCACUGUGGCGCUGACUGACAUGGGCAAGGAAUUUUGGAGUCAUCCGCCGGAGAAAGGGGCCAAGCUCAAGGACCACACGCCAUUGGGGAGGUUUGCGGAGGUGGAAGAAGUGGUGCAGCCAAUAUUGUACCUGCUUAGCGACUACUCGAGUAUGGUCACCGGAACCAUUAAUCCGAUCGAAGGCGGACUGCUUUCGAACAUUUCCGUGUAAUAUGCCACAGUUAUUAAGAUUACGACACAGUGCUGAUUGUUCAUUAUGUUUAAAUUUUUAGAUAUUUUUAGAGUGUAGAUUAGUUGUCUGACGAUUUUUCUUUAUUUUCAUGUAGUGAAUCCAUGUACGCAUGUUUAUUAUAGAACAAUAUUAAAUUGUUUUAGCGCAAUCAAAUGAAAAGUCACUGUCAAUCCUUGACAGGCCGUGGAUUGGUUAUCUCCACCCGCGGUACUGAUAAGACUGUUUUAGCCUCAUUAAAUUGAUAACUUGUUUCAAAUACACUCAAUAUGACAUGUAUUUGAUAAACAUCUUUCAAGCAUUUGAGCAAAUGUGUGUACCAACUUCAAAUUAUUGAUUAAAUUGUCUAUUCAUAAAAUAGUUAAAAUAAGAAUGUUUGAAUGUAACUGGAACGCACUGUCUCACGAGGACUAAAUGGGUAGUCUAUUUAUAAGUAUUACGAUUGUUAUAAAGUUUCAUUUCGGAUUUUAAACGUUAAUUCGAACUAAGUACUUUGUCCGCAAUAGACAUAAUGCGACAAAUGGUGGCCUUGUGAAAAACUUAUCUGCCGGUACAAAUGGUCAUUAUUUAUUACAACAAGACAGAUUUCCAGAGUUGUUUUUCGUUCGGGGAAAAACAUGAAUUUUGAUAAAUAUUAAACUCCAAAACUUAAUGUUACCGGAUUGCAACAUAAGUGUGUGGAAUCAGUCACAGAAUCCAUUUUUUGUAAGUAAUAUCAAUAUAGAGACAAGUUCUCCGCUUAUCAAAUUGUGUGUAAUACUGGUUGUCAGUAGAAAAGUUAAAAUUCAAUUGUCAUUGCUAAAAAAUGCUUCAUAAAAAUACAUUAAAUGUUAAUGUUUUCGAUUUAAAGCGUUUUCGUUUUGUCAAUAAGAGAGGUCAAUAUAGUAUAAAAUGCCA
Dreissena polymorpha is the source of this 1915-nucleotide messenger RNA. Its product is annotated as L-xylulose reductase-like. Gene Ontology annotation, molecular function: L-xylulose reductase (NADPH) activity; carbonyl reductase (NADPH) activity. The transcript has a single exon. Lineage: Eukaryota; Metazoa; Mollusca; Bivalvia; Myida; Dreissenidae. The record is from RefSeq and is a predicted model, not a curated record. Gene Ontology annotation, biological process: glucose metabolic process; xylulose metabolic process. Bases 248 to 1000 code for a protein of 250 amino acids.